Molecule: messenger RNA, 4746 nt
Organism: Brassica oleracea var. oleracea
Lineage: Eukaryota; Viridiplantae; Streptophyta; Magnoliopsida; Brassicales; Brassicaceae
Product: formin-like protein 13
Source: RefSeq, a predicted model, not a curated record
CUACGUUAAGUAAAAGCGAACACCUUUUGACAUCUUAAACAGAUUCAAAAAGAGGCAACUUUCAGCUUCAGAUUCUGGAAUCCGAACGUUAACAAAAGGUUCUCGGUUUCGAAACGAGAAGAUAGGGUUUAGGAGCUUGAUGAAAUGGCCUUGUUCCGCAAAUUGUUCUACCGCAAACCUCCAGAUGGUUUGCUCGAGAUAUGCGACAGAGUUUUCGUGUUCGACUGUUGCUUCUCCGACGACUCUUGGGAAGAAGAAAACUACAAAACUUACAUGGCCGGAGUAGUCAAUCAGCUACAGGAGCACUUCCCCGAGGCAUCCUCUCUUGUGUUUAACUUCCGUGAAGUGGGUACUCGGAGUGUGAUGGCUGAUGUCUUGUCAGAACACGGCUUGACCAUUAUGGACUAUCCUCGCCACUACGAAGGCUGCUCGUUGCUGCCUGUGGAAGUCAUGCACCAUUUUCUUAGGUCCAGUGAAAGCUGGCUCUCGCUUGGUCCAAAUAACUUGUUGUUAAUGCAUUGCGAGCGAGGGGCUUGGCCGGUUCUAGCUUUCAUGCUAGCUGCUCUUCUUAUUUACCGGAAGCAGUACUGUGGUGAGUACAAGACCUUGGACAUGAUCUGCAAGCAGGCUCCGCGCGAGCUUAUGCAUUUGUUCUCACCGUUGAACCCGAUUCCUUCUCAGCUGCGUUAUUUACAGUAUGUGUCGAGAAGGAAUGUGGUCUCUGAAUGGCCUCCUCUGGAUAGGGCUCUCACCAUGGAUUGUGUUAUUUUGAGAUGUGUUCCUGAUGUUAGUGGGCAAGGAGGUUGUCGCCCAAUCUUUACAGUAUAUGGUCAGGAUCCUUUUUUUGUUGAUGAUAAAAAGCCUAAGCUUUUGUACUCAACUCCUAAGAAAGGGAAACACCUUAGGAUCUACAAGCAGGCAGAAUGUGAACUAGUCAAGAUUGACAUCAACUGUCAUGUGCAAGGUGAUAUAGUGAUUGAAUGCCUCAGUUUGAACGAUGACAUGGAGAGAGAGGUCAUGGUGUUUCGAGCGGUUUUCAACACAGCUUUUAUCAGAUCAAAUAUUUUGAUGCUCAACCGUGAUGAGGUUGACACAUUAUGGGAUAUAAAAGAACAAUUCCCAAAGGGGUUCAGAGUUGAGCUUCUCUUCUCGGAUAUGGAUGCUGCCUCGUCUGUUGAUUCGAUGAACUUUUCAUGUUUGGAAGAGAAAGAUGGUCUUCCAAUAGAAGUUUUUUCCAAAGUUCAUGAUUUCUUCAAUCAAGUUGACUGGGAUGAUCAGACGGACGCCACUCGCAAUAUGCUUCAGCAUUUAGCUAUUGCAAAUGCUGUCCAGGAAAGACCAGAUGGGAAUUCAAGUCCAGGACCACAAGGUUUAAGCCCCAGAAAUAUCCAUGAUAUAGUGAAACAGGCAGCAAUUGAGAAUAAUGCAAAACUAAAAUUGUCGUCAGUGUCCGAGGUUGAAACGGUCGACACGCCUGAAAACCGACCUUCCGGUUCGGUAAAGAAGCUUGUAGCAGAAGAUAUGCAUUCUGUUCUUCAGAUAAGUAGCCAAGCAAACACCACCAGUCAUGAGUCCCCUUCUCUCAAGCUUGUGCAUCAUUCUGCCACAGUUAAACCUUUUGUAGAGAGUUCUGACUUCUCUGAAAAUGCUGAGGAGAAUAUCUCGAGUCCACCUCGGGAAAACAGGAGCACACUGUCACCACCUCACGCGGAAAGAACGUCGUUGGUUCCACAAGGAGCACCUUCCCCACCUCCUCCACUUCCAACUGUUGCUUCUCAACCUUCAGAGAAAUUUCAUCAUUCUGUUGUCCAACCGGCGGAGACACUUCAACAGGGAAACGCAUGGGUGUCAUUAGCUGGCUCUACAUUUCAUCGAACAACUCCAAACGCAGAGCAUCCUAUGACACUGCCUUCAACAUCUCUUCCCCUUCCUCCUGCAUCUAAUGUUCCUACUCGGGAGUCUUCUAAAAUAACAAAAUCAUCUUCAGCUCUGCCCUCUCCUAUGUUAUCAGCUACUACAGCCAAACAAAUCCAAACUGAGACAUCAGGUUCUUUCUGUCCUCCUGGUUCAUCUUCAAUAGGAGCUCCCAAUGAUGUGGCUACACCUCUUGGACAACCGGCUAGGUCACCUCCUCCAGUGUCUAAAUCAGACAAAACACAUAUGUUACCUCGACCACCACCACCUCCCCCUCCUCCGAUGCGGCAUGCAGACCAGAACACUGUCGCUAGAGUUUCCCCUCGUAUACCACCCCAAGCGCUAGCUACAGGUGCCUCUCCUCCCCCUCCCCCAGCUCCUCCAACGCCUCCACCGCUUCCUACUUCUUCUGCUCCCCCUCCCCCACCUCCUCCAACACCUCCACGGCUUCCUACCUCUUCUGCCCCUCCUCCCCCUCCCCCUCCAAAAGCGCCACCUCCACCACCAAUAGGUCAGAUGAAGGCACCGUCAGCACCACCUCCACCACCACCGUUGGGUCAGAUGAGACCACCAUCAGCACCACCUCCUCCUCCUCCUCCAAAGUUAGGAACAAAGUCAUCCCCAUCUACUGGUUCUAGUGUGCCUCCAACACCUGCCUUACCAGCUGGACCUCUUUCAUCAGGAAAAGGGAGAAUGUUACCUGUAAAUUCAAAGAAUAACACAGCCAAAAAGCUGAAGCCAUACCACUGGUUGAAACUGACAAGAGCUGUCAAUGGGAGCUUAUGGGCUGAUACACAAAUGUCUAGCGAAGCUUCUAAGUAUGGAUUGUUCAUCUUGUCGUUAGCUAUUUCAAUGAUACCUCCGGUUCUUGUAUUUACUAAGCUAUUAAUUCUUAUUUGUUACUUUAGGGCUCCUGAGAUUGACAUGAAAGAGCUUGAAAGUCUUUUCUCCGCAUCAGCUCCAGAAGAGGCAGGAAAGUUAAAACUAAAUAGCUGUCGUGGACCUAAACCUGAGAAAGUCCAACUGAUUGAACACAGGCGAGCAUACAACUGUGAGAUUAUGCUUUCAAAAGUGAAAGUACCUCUGCAGGAUUUGAUGUACUCAGUGCUUAACCUGGAGGAAUCUGCUCUUGAUGCUGACCAGGUUGAGAACCUAAUUAAGUUUUGUCCAACAAGAGAAGAAAUGGAAUUACUAAAGGGUUACAAUAGUGACAAGGACAAGCUUGGAAAGUGCGAACUGUUCUUCUUAGAGAUGAUGAAAGUCCCACGAGUGGAGACAAAGCUCAGGGUGUUCUCUUUCAAAAUUCAGUUUCGUUCUCAGAUUUCUGAACUCAGGAAUAGUCUAAGUGUUGUUAACUCCGCAGCAGAGCAGGUGAAGAAUUCAGAAAAAUUCAAAAGAAUAAUGCAGACUGUCUUGUCCCUCGGAAACGCCCUAAACCAAGGGACUGCUAGGGGUGCUGCGGUUGGGUUUAAACUGGAUAGUCUGCCAAAACUCAGUGAAACACGGGCGCGGAAUAACCGUAUGACUCUGAUGCAUUAUCUAUGCAAGGUAAACUGCUAUUUUCUGCGCUUCUGUAGCUUUCUGGAUGUAUUACUAGAUGAAGAAAGAUAUAGUCUGAUGGAUUCACUGCAGAUUCUUGCUGAGAAAAUGCCAGAAGUCUUAGAUUUCGCAAAAGAUUUUUCCUCACUGGAGCCUGCAACAAAGAUUCAACUGAAGUUUUUGGCUGAGGAGAUGCAAGCUAUAAACAAGGGACUAGAGAAAAUCGUACAGGAACUCUCCUUGUCCGAAAGUGAUGGCCCAAUUUCACACAACUUUAACAAGAUAUUGAAGGAGUUCCUUCAUUAUGCGGAAGCAGAAGUAAGGUCCUUGGCUUCACUCUAUUCGGGAGUGGGAAGAAACGUUGAUGGCUUAAUUUUCUACUUCGGUGAAGACCCUACUAAGUGCCCUUUUGAACAAGGGGUGUCGACUCUUCUAAACUUUGUAAGACUGUUCAAUCGUGCUCAUGAAGAAAACGUAAAACAACUUGAAGCCGAAGCUAAGAAGAAGGCUGAGGAGGAGAAAUUAAAAAUAGGUCGGUUAGAUAAAGAAAGCAGCAAGCCCUUAUCCUUGGAGAAGGAGAAAGCAAAAAUAAGUGGGUCAGAUCGAGAAAGCAGGAAGCCCUUGUCCUUGGAGGAACAAGUUAAGAAGGAGAAAGCAAAAAUAAGUGGACUAGAUAAAGAAAGCAGCAACCCCUUGUCCUUGGAGGAACAAGUUAAGAAGGAGAGAACAAAGAUAAGUGGAUUAGAUCAAGAAAGCAGCAAGCCCUUGUCCUUGGAUGAACAAAUUAAGAAGGAGAAAGCAAAGAUAAGUGGAUUAGAUAAAGAAAGCAGGAAGCCCUUGUCCUUGGAUGAACAAGUUAAACAGGAGAAAGCAAAAAUAAAUGGAUUAGAUCAAGAAACGAAGGAGCCACUGAAUGAAAGAACAGCUGCAUGAAGAAUAACCAGUUCUUCAUAUUUCUUAGAUAACAAAGGACGUAAGAGCAGAAAUAGUUUAUCUUCUUUUACCUUGUCACCUAACGGCAAAUUAACUUGUAAAAUAGGGAGGGGUAUAAACAUUGUAAUUAUUAAGCAAUAAACACAAAUACAGCAUACAUGUGAGUUGUGACAUGUCUGGUCUAAUCUCUUUCUGGGGGUUAAGCUGGCUGCAAUAAGCAGUGUAAUUUGAUUUACCUCACCUGUGUAAUAAACACUGUAUGGAGACAGGCGUAAAGCAGAAUACAUGUUUUGUAAGCAAGGGAAGAGAUCAGCUGCAUGAAAUGUGGUAGACAAGGUAAGUCGGGAAAACAAAAAGGAG